This is a messenger RNA of Aspergillus clavatus NRRL 1, 2340 nucleotides long. Its product is annotated as La domain family. Lineage: Eukaryota; Fungi; Ascomycota; Eurotiomycetes; Eurotiales; Aspergillaceae. Gene Ontology annotation, molecular function: RNA binding. Bases 1 to 2340 code for a protein of 779 amino acids. Gene Ontology annotation, cellular component: cytoplasmic stress granule; cytosol. The record is from RefSeq and is a predicted model, not a curated record. Gene Ontology annotation, biological process: positive regulation of translation. The transcript has 4 exons.
AUGGCUGCUACAUUCUCUUACGCCCAAGCGGCCAAGGGUGUCGCUACUACGCAACCGGAGGCGAAGACGGCGUCCGCAGAGCCGACCACACCAGUUUCAAAGCCGGAUGAGCAGAGCACAAAUUCGGAUAUCCAAGCUGAGCCUGAAAUCGCUCCCUUGAAGACCGAAAAGUCUGAAGAGAUCGAGACGGUUGCCAUCAGCACCGACAAAGACUCGGAAAGUACAGCUACUGCGCCCUCCAAGGCAGAUAUCUCAGGCACCUCCUCCCCGAGCGUGGGUGCUUCUUCGACAUCCACAUUACUCCAGGAGGAUGAGGGCUCGAACACACCUAAUGGUACCUCGGAGUCAACCUGGGAUAAGCAGUCUCAGGCCUCGGGAACCGCUAAGCAGACUAAUGGCCAGGACGCCAAAGAGAAAUCCGAAGAGGACAAGAAAGUGCCUCUGAAGGAGCUUAAGGCUGCACCUUUGCCCGCGGUUAAUAUCUGGCAACAGAGGAUAGAGGCACAGGAAGCCAAGGCAAAGGCCACGACCCCCGUGAAACCUGCAUCGACUUCCAAGUCCGGCCCAUCAAAGUCUACGUCCGCCGCCUCCUCAACAUCAGGGGACGUGCAACAGGAUUCCUCGAAGACUGUUUCUAAGAAGAAGGGAACGGAGGCCGCAUCUGAGGGCUUCAAGGACAGAAAGAAGGCUGACGGUGGUAAGGGACGAGAUGAUGGUGCAUCCCUCCCCCCGGUGGGCGAUUCCGCUUCAUGGCCUACGGUCCAGGUCGCCCAAGGCGAAGAGAAGAGAAAAGCACAGGAAAAGACCGAGAAGUCCGAGAAGUCCGAAAAGAGCCCUGUCAUUAGACCACACGGCAAGGAGAAGUGGACGCCUGUUCCGUAUGUACCGACUGCCGUGUUCAAUACGCCUCUACCUUCUGCUGCGCGCAGAGGAGGAAGAGCUGGACGUCCCGGAAGGGACGGAGCUCGCAAUGGCACUCACGGUGCGCCCGCUGCCGACAAGGCUGCUGCCGGACAGCCCGGCCAGGGUGCCACAUCGAAACAGAACGCUUCUGGAGAUAGGGGACGCAACGACUCCAACUCGACUCGGGCGAACUCUCUGCCCGCUCCAUCCAAGCGUUCUAACAGCGUCGAUGCUGGUGUGACAGACUCCCGCAAAGCCGUGCAAGCCGCCGACCGUAGCCGUGGCUCCAAGGGAGCCGAGAAUGUGAAUGGCACGGUUACUGGGAGAAAUGGCGGAAAUGAAAACCUCCCCCCGCGCCACCAUCGUGAUGCCAAGCAGUUUGCGAGAAACCACGAUUCAGCCCACAAGGGCGGAGAUCAUUCUUCCAAGAACUCACACCCAUCGGCCGAGGCCCAUAGUGGCCCCCGCGCCAGUUCGACUCACGACCGUCGUUAUGAAAAUGGCCCCAAAUCAGCGGAUCUCGCUGGCAUCCCCGGAGAUCGCAAGGACAAAGAAUUCUCCCGCGAGUCCCGUGCUGACCGGGGCCGUGGCUCCCACCGUGGCCGCGGCGGCUUUGCAGGCUCCCAAAACUCUCAGUUCCCUAACAACCAUAUGGGUCACCAUUCUUUCGUCCACCCCAAGUCCUUUGGUUUCAAUGAGCGACAGCGCUCUCACCAUGGCCUUCCCAAUGGAUCUCAACAAGGGCAUAGAAUGUCUCUGAGAUCUCCUUCGCUGCCGAACUCCGCUUCCAUGUAUGGUGCCUAUCCUUUCCCUGCUGAUAUCAAUACCCUCUACGGCUAUCAACCCAUGCCGGCGGGUCCAAUGACCGCUGUCCCAUAUCAACCCUACAUGGAACCAUUUUCUCUCAUGAGCAUGAUCUCGAUGCAGCUGGAGUAUUACUUUUCGGUUGAUAAUCUGUGCAAGGACCUGUUCCUCCGUAAACAGAUGGAUUCCCAGGGCUUUGUGGCGCUUUCUGUGAUUGCUAGCUUCAAGCGCGUCAAGACUCUUACCGAAGACUUCGAGCUCCUGCGCCAUGCCGCCCGCCAAGUGAGGAACAUUGAGUACCAGGCAGGUGAAGACGGAGUUGAUCGAUUACGUCCCAGAGAGAAAUGGGAGCAGUGGGUUCUGCCGGUCGAGCAGCGCGAUCCCUCCGCACAGAACGAAGGACCUCCACCUUCUGCAGAUGCCGGCAAGUCGGAUGAGCAGAACCACGUCGAGGGAGCAACCAAUGGCUUGCCAAACGGUACCGCUGAGUCUCACGCUUCCAAGACAUCGCUCUCUUCUACCGCCCCUGAGUUUUCACCCUCGAACCCAGUGAAUACUCAGACUGAAAUUGCAAAUUUUCUUCUUAAGGAAUUCCCACUCCUUAACCCAGCCGUCUGGCAGCUCGUGCCUUGA